GUGAGAGUCCACAAGCAGGGACUCCACCUCUUCAGCUGCUCGUCGUCCAUCCCUCCAGCUCUGCCCCCAACCUCUCCCCCCGCGCCUUCUCUCCAGACUUCUUCUCAACUGCGGCUGUCCUUCGUUGUGCUUUUCACUACCUGUAAUGGUCAUCGCUCCCUCAUUUCUUAAGUUUUUCUGAGGCUCCGGAGCUAACGAGCCGAGGUGUCUCCUUAUAAUUGUUCCUGCCCGUUUCACGGAGGACACCAUGCUGUCCGCACUCGGCGACUUCGCGCUCCUCUGCCUCUUCGCGCUAUGGGUGGGUUGCGGUGCUCAAAAAGAAGAAGAGCCAAUAGUAAAAUUUACAGAUUGUCCCGUGGAUCUUUUUUUUGUCUUGGAUACAUCUGAGAGUGUUGCGCUGAGGGCCAAACCACCAGAAUUCUACAUCGACCAGAUCAAGACAUUCACAAACAGAUUCAUCGAUCACCUGACUGACUACCGGCAACCCUGUGACCGUGAGCUCACCUGGAACUCGGGAGCGCUGCACUACAGUGAUGAUGUCAAGCUGGUCAAGGAACUGACGGACAUGAGGUCAAAGAAAGAAGACCUGAAGCGUGCAGUAAAUGCCAUAUCAUACAUUGGCAAAGGCACCUAUACUGACUGUGCUAUCAAGGAGGGUAUUGCGCAGCUGUUCAGCGGGGGUUCCCCUCACUCUGAGAACAAAUACAUUGUCGUGGUGACAGACGGACACCCUGACAAUGGCUACAAAGAGCCCUGCGGUGGCUUACAGGAUGCUGCCAAUGAGGCCAGACAGCUUGGCAUCAAGGUGUUCUCCAUAGCUGUUUCUCCAGACCAAGAGGACAACAGGUUGCUCAUCAUUGCCACCAACAAGGACUACAGGCAGAACUUCACGGCCGCGGGGCAAACGAUGCAGAGCAACAUGGAGACCAUCAACACCAUCAUCAACAUGAUCAAAAACGACACAGAAGAUGUGUGCUGUUCUUUUGAUUGUCACCCUAAAGGGGGGCCACCUGGGCCCGAUGGGGAUAACGGAGACAAGGGUGAAACCGGCAGGCAAGGGGUUCCAGGGGAAAAAGGUGACAUUGGCGAUGUGGGAAGACUAGGUGACCCCGGGCCUGCUGGCUACCAGGGCAUGAAGGGUGAAAUAGGAAGAAAAGGUGAAAAGGGAGUGAGAGGUCACAAAGGCUACAAGGGUGACAAAGGACAACCUGGAAUUGAUGGGUUAGAUGGACUUAAGGGUGAAGUCGGAUACCCAGGCCUGCCAGGGUGCAAAGGAGCUCCAGGCGAAGAUGGCUUCCAAGGACCACCGGGCCCAAAAGGAGAUCCUGGUCCAGCUGGUAGCAGAGGACCAAAAGGAGGCCGUGGGCAGGAUGGAGAGCCUGGUAGACCUGGGAGCAGCGGCUUGCCUGGACCCAAGGGAAACGGAGGAUCCCAAGGUGCUAAAGGAGACAAAGGCGAAAGGGGAGAUGAUGGUCCUCCAGGAGAAGAUGGACAACGUGGUAACCCGGGGCUACAAGGAGAGGACGGAGAGCCAGGUUCACGUGGAAGCCGAGGCCCUAAAGGAGAGCCUGGUGAACCAGGGCCCCGUGGUGAGCCAGGGCGGGAGGGCUCUACAGGGCCCAACGGUGAUCCGGGUGAACCAGGGCGGCCUGGUGGAAUGGGAUACCGGGGUGAUGAAGGUGCACAAGGACCUGAGGGGCCUAAAGGGCUAAGGGGCCUCAAAGGGUCACCAGGAGAUAGAGGAGAACCUGGCAGAAGGGGAGAUGAUGGUGCUCCAGGAAAUGGGACUGAAGGAUGCCCUGGCUUCCAGGGUUAUCCUGGUCCAAGAGGGGAUAAUGGAGAACCAGGUUCCAUUGGUUCUCCUGGACCCAAAGGAGACGAUGGAGAACCAGGGGAUCCCGGGCCAGAUAACAACCUUCCUGGAAAUCCUGGGCCAAAAGGAGCAAAGGGAUACAGCGGACGGGAGGGAAGGCCUGGUCCUCCUGGGCCACCGGGGUACCCUGGUGUUGAUGAAUGUGAGAUAUUGGAUAUCAUCAUGAGGAUGUGCUCUUGUUGUGAGUGCAAGUGUGGCCCGCUGAACCUGACCUUCGUUGUGGACAGCUCUGAGAGCAUUGGCGCCCACAACUUCAUGCAGGCCAAGCGCUUUAUUGUCGCCGUCAUUGACCGGCUGAUGAAAGACCAGAAAAUCAAUUUCGAUGGCAGCGAAUCUUCGGUGGGCGUGGUGCAGUACAGCGGGAACAAGGCCCAGGAGAUGGUGACACUGGAGACAACCAAGUCCCUGAGGAAACUGAAGCAAGCUGUGAUGGAUCUGCGCUGGUUGGCUGAAGCCACCUAUACGGGUCAGGCUUUGGAUUUUGCCCUGAAUAACAUGAUCCAGAAAAUGAGGACCCAGCGGAAGGUGGUGCUGGUGUUGACAGAUGGCCGCUCGGACAUCAUCAGGGACAAAGUCCCGCUCGACAUACUCUGUGGACACGGGGUCACGGUGGGUGCACUAGGAGUUGUGGAUUAUGCCGGGAGGAGCCCAAAUCCGGAGCAGAUGGACCAGAUGGUUUGUCAGAACAACAACAACCUCGGAGGAUUCUCCUCUACUCUUAACAACUUUGAUGAGUUGCUCGAGGAAGAUUUCCUGCAGAAUCUGACUGCUAAGAUCUGUGCAAGCGAGAACUGCCCUACUUAUGAGUGUCCAAUUUUCUUUAACACUAACACCGACAUCCUCCUCAUGGUGGACAGCUCUGCCAGCGUAGGUGCCAAGAACUUUGAAACAAGCAAAACGUUUGUGAAGCGUCUGGCAGAGCGCUUCCUAAAGGCAGAGAAGGAGUCCGGGAUCACGGUGCAGGUAUCCGUGUCCCAGUACAGCACCAAUGCCACAAUGGAGGUGAGCUUCACCGACAAAUACGCGAAUGUGGACUCCGGCAUCAACCGCAUGCAGUACAGGAACGGUGGCACAGACAUGAUGGCUGCCCUCCGCUUCGCCACCGAUCGCCUCAGACGACUCGGCAGAAGAAGUAAGAAAGUGCUGUUGUUCUCGGAUGGGCGCUCCCAGGGGCUGACGAUGACCAGAGUGGAGAACAACGUCCAGGAGCUGAAUAAUGCAGACAUCGAAUUAUACGUGCUAGCUGUGGGCAGCGUGGUGAACGAGGAGGUCCUACGGCUUUUGGUGAGCGCUGGUCGCCAGUACAACGUCGAGUACGCCCACCGCCACCUCUUCCGAGCCCCCGACUACGCCUCCCUGCUUAAAGGUGUCUUUUACCAGACUGUAUCCAGGAAGAUCUCCUUGUCUAAAGAAAUCAGGUUCCUGGGGCCUGUAGAAUUGCGGUGAGGGGCACGUCUGCAGGAGAUGAUGAGAUAUAACGGGAUGGGAAAAAUGCCUGUUUUUUGGAUGCAUUUCUUGACUUAUAUUACAGAGAACAUCUGUUAUAUUUGCAUGUUCCUGUGAAGUAACAGAGUACAUUUCAGUCAGUUACAACAGCUGAUGUCAUCAUGGGGUAGAUAAGAUGAUUUUUCUAGAAACAUGUUUUUUUCUGUGAAAGGGGUGGGGCUUCUGUAAAAAUUAGCUAUUUUUAGAGGUACCAGAGAAUAAACCAAUACUGCAAUGUGGAGCAAAAUGAUAAGAAAGUAAUAAUCUGGCUAUAAUUUAGCCAUUUACUCUAGUGGGAUGUAACAUGCCCUGCAAGGUUCAGCUCUCCUGUUUACACACAUUAUAGAAGGAUGACAACCAGGCUCUGAAGUAAACACAAUUUCAGUUUCUUUGCUGACUAAUACUUAAUAAAUGGUGCCUCCAACCACUUCUUCUGAUUUCCUAGCUCUGAGAAAUCUCUGGAUGCAAAAAAUAGUAAUGACACAAUCACAAAUGCUGUCAGAUGAUCAGUGGUUUUGUUUGGUUGCAUAUUACUUCCCUGUUUUAACGAUAACAAAUAAAAGCAAUCAUGUUAAUCAUGUUUUGUUCUGUUUAACACAGUUAUCUAUUUUUGGAAUAUAUGAAUGGUGCUUUAGUGGUACACUCAGGCUUCUUUUUUUGUGAAAAAAUGCAAAGAAAUUAGUUUUAAAUUGUCUCUCUGAAACCAAUUUUACCACUAGAAUUUUUUAUGUUACUCUCCUCUUUGUUUGUCUAAUUGUCUCGCCUGUGGAACCGCUGAUACAGAGAGUUCCUCACUUCAAUAAAGGCCACUUAGCCAAACUCCACCU
Scleropages formosus (Asian bonytongue) is the source of this 4185-nucleotide messenger RNA. RefSeq names its product collagen alpha-1(VI) chain-like. The record is from RefSeq and is a predicted model, not a curated record. The transcript has 35 exons. NCBI's taxonomy places the organism in Eukaryota, Metazoa, Chordata, Actinopteri, Osteoglossiformes, Osteoglossidae. Bases 248 to 3319 code for a protein of 1023 amino acids.